CUUUUCUUCUUAUUAAAAAUAUGCAGAAUAGCACAGGCACAACACCACCGCCUUUAUCAACGCCUGUACGCAGCGAUAAUGUUGUUUACGACAAUGCUGCUGUUGGUCAUCAACUUGGUGUUGACCGUAAUGAUAUGUUAGCACCUGAUAUAUCAAGAGUUCUCGUUAUUUAUACAGGUGGUACUAUUGGUAUGAAGCACACACCAGAACAUGGUUAUAUUCCACUUCCAAAUUAUUUUGCAGAAUCUCUUUCUAAAGUACGCCGUUUUCAUGACCCUGGAAAUGACACAGAUAGACCUACUCUCAGCCGCUCUUCCUCUCAUGAUAGCCUUGACAGCUUAAACAUUUCUGAUAAAACACACCAUGAUUUCGGCAGAACUACCAACACAGUUAAAGCAAUUCAACAAGAUGGCCCUGACAAAGGCAAAUCCAAGACAUUUCAAUUGCCCAGUUUAAUUACACCCGUUAGUUUGUUUGGCAAGCGCAUUAGAUAUUCCAUUUUAGAGUAUGUUCCUCUCUUAGAUUCGUGCGACAUUACAAUGUCAGAUUGGGUUCGUAUUGCGGGGGAUAUUAAAGAAAACUACCAAUUGUACGAUGCAUUCAUUGUAUUACAUGGUACAGACACGAUGGCUUAUACUGCCAGUGCGCUGAGUUUUAUGUUGGAAGAAUUGGGAAAAACUGUGAUUAUUACGGGUUCACAGGUACCUUUGACUGAAGUAAGAAAUGAUGCUGUGGACAACUUGUUGGGUGCCCUUACUGUGGCUGGUCAUUUCGUGAUUCCUGAAGUGACGCUUUACUUUGGAAAGAAACUAUAUCGUGGUAACAGAACAAGCAAGAUUAGUGCUGUUGAUUUCGAGGCAUUUGACUCACCUAAUAUUCCUGCUUUGGUGGAUAUUGGGAUCAACAUUGAUGUUAAAUGGCCAUUGGUAUUGCGUCCAACUCAUAUUGCAAAGUUUGAUGUGUGGACUAAGCUUAAUCCUAAUGUGGGCUCUUUAAGAUUGUUUCCUGGUAUCAAUGACUCCACUAUCCGUGCCUUUUUGGCUCCUCCAUUACAAGGGGUUGUGCUUGAGACAUUUGGUGCAGGUAAUGCUCCUUGUCGACCUACUUUGUUGGCUGCCCUGAAGGAAGCAACAGAUCGUGGUGUGGUCAUUGUGAAUUGUACACAAUGUAGAAAGGGUCUUGUCACUGAUGCCUACGCUACUGGCAAGCAAUUAUCUGCCAUUGGUGUGGUUCCUGGUGCUGAUAUGACACCUGAAUGUGCCUUAUCCAAAUUAGCCUAUUUGUUAGGGAAGACGCCUGAUGACCCAGAUCAUGUGCGCAAGAUGAUGACCCGUAACUUGCGUGGUGAAUUGACUGUACGUGCUCCUUAUCAACGUUUUAGUGCGUCCAACAAUCGUACCAGUAUGCUCGUCAAUAUCCUCAUGAAGUUUUCUGCUCGAGGAAAACUUGCAGUGCGUCAAGAACUUGAACGUAAUGGAUUUGAAGCUGACUUGACCAUGUCAGUAGAGGAAGAAAUGCUAGCACAAAAGGCGCUAGGCCCUGUAUUACUCUGUUCUGCUGCUGGCUCAAACGAUUUGGAUGGUUUGACUCUGCUGGUAGAAAGUAUGGGUGAAUUGAUCAACUUGAAUUGUGUUGAUUAUGAUGGUCGAGUACCUUUGCAUGUUGCUUGUCGUGAAGGCAAUCUGAAGAUUGUUGAAUACUUACUGCUUCACGGAGCAUCCAUUCAUGUACGUGAUCGUACUGGCCAUACGCCCUUAUUUGAUGCUGUGGUUGAAAAGCGUGCUGAAGUAGUCAAGAUAUUACGAAAUGCAGGUGCACAUUUGGCAGAAAGCGAAAUUGGUGACAUGGGACCCUACUGGUUUAAGGCCGUCAAGAAUAAUAAUAUCAAAUGGAUCCAAGUUGCCUUAGAAGCAGGUUUUGAUGUGAAUUGGUCUGAUCCUGUCGAAGACCGCCGAGCCAUUGAUGUUGCACUCUGCACAGGUCGAUUGUCUGUACUUAAAUUAUUGCUCAACCAACCCAACAUUGACUUGACAUUAGAAGACGCUUGGGGUAUGACCGUACUAGACAAGAUCCAUAUACUCAAGAAGAAGAACAGAGUUCCUUUAGAUACACUUGAAGACAUGCAUUCUCUUAUUACUUCUAAAUUAAAAUAAAUUUGAUGUCACAAACUGAAUAAACUCC
Molecule: messenger RNA, 2181 nt
Organism: Gilbertella persicaria
Lineage: Eukaryota; Fungi; Mucoromycota; Mucoromycetes; Mucorales; Choanephoraceae
Product: asparaginase-domain-containing protein
Exons: 6
Coding region: 21-2153 (710 amino acids)
Biological process (GO): amino acid metabolic process
Molecular function (GO): asparaginase activity; protein binding
Source: RefSeq, a predicted model, not a curated record